Messenger RNA from Neodiprion virginianus, 5042 nucleotides. RefSeq names its product tripeptidyl-peptidase 2. The transcript has 19 exons. Lineage: Eukaryota; Metazoa; Arthropoda; Insecta; Hymenoptera; Diprionidae. Gene Ontology annotation, biological process: proteolysis. Gene Ontology annotation, cellular component: cytosol. Gene Ontology annotation, molecular function: serine-type endopeptidase activity; tripeptidyl-peptidase activity. The coding region runs from base 56 to 3862 and encodes 1268 amino acids. The record is from RefSeq and is a predicted model, not a curated record.
GAAGCAGCAUAUGCCACUGUAGUUUCGUGAUCGUGGCGGUAGUGGGUAUUGAAAGAUGGCCGACGUAAUUGAUUGUAAUUUUCCUGUAUGGGGUCUUCUGCCUAAAAAAGAGACAGGUGUCACGCAGUUCUUAACCAAAUAUCCCGAAUACGAUGGUAGAGGAAUUACAAUUGCUAUAUUUGACUCUGGAGUUGAUCCUGGCGCACCAGGACUACAGGUAACAAGCGAUGGAAAACCAAAAGUCAUUGAAAGGUUCGAUUGUAGUGGAGCCGGUGAUGUUGAUACGAGCACCGUGGUUCAGAGCACGGAUGGCUGUAUCACUGGUCUUACUGGACGGAAAUUAAAGAUUCCUUCAAACUGGCAUAAUCCUACUGGAGAUUAUCACAUAGGAGUGAAAAAUGCGUUCUCUUUAUACCCUAGUAAAUUGCGAGAGAGGAUCGAGGCUGAUCGUAAAGGGCGACUUUGGGAUAAUGUUCAAAAAUCAGCUCUUACCGAAGCUACGAGACAACUGCAGGAAUUUGAAGCUAAGAACCCUCAGCCCACUACACCUGAGGAUAAACAGCAGAAAGAAGAACUUGAAGCUAGAGUUGAGAUUUUAAAUAAUCUGGAAAAAAAGUAUCAUGAUCUUGGACCUACCUAUGAUUGUGUAGUUUUCAAUGAUGGAAAAAUAUGGAGAGCUUGCAUUGAUACGUCGGAAGAGGGCAAUUUACAAGCAGGUGUUUUCCUUGGAGAAUACUCAAUCACAAGAAAUUAUGCUCCUCUUACUCCAGAAGAUCAGCUGAACAUAACAAUAAAUGUCCACGACGAUGGGAAUACGCUAGAAAUUGUAUCUAUGUGUUCAAGCCAUGGGACUCAUGUAGCAUCUAUAGCCGCAGCUCACUUCCCUGAAAGUCCAGAAUUGAACGGGGUAGCUCCCGGAGCUCAAAUAGUUUCGUUAACAAUUGGUGAUGGUCGUCUGGAGUCUAUGGAAACUGGAACUGCUCUGGUAAGAGCAAUGAUUAGAGUGAUGCAGCGGAAAGAAAAAAUACACGUUAUUAACACAAGCUAUGGGGAACAUGCUCAUUGGUCAAGUGCCGGAAGAGUAGGGGAGCUCAUGAAUGAAGUCAUCGACAAAUACGGAGUUGUAUGGGUGUCAUCAGCUGGAAAUCACGGUCCUGCAUUGUGCACUAUUGGAUCUCCUCCUGACAUAAGCUCAAAUAACAUAAUCGGCGUUGGAGCUUACGUUUCCCCGGAUAUGAUGGUUGCUGAAUAUUCACUGAGGCAGAAAAUGCCUGGAAUGCCAUACACGUGGUCUUCCAGAGGACCAACAAUUGACGGAGAUGUCGGCAUCACGGUUUGCGCUCCAGGAGGUGCCAUUACGAGUGUGCCUAACUUUACCCUCAGAAAAAGUCAGCUCAUGAAUGGAACGAGCAUGUCUAGUCCCCAUGUUACUGGUGCUAUAGCUAUUUUGCUGUCAGGUCUUAUAGCCAAGAAAAUACCAUUUUCACCAUACAGUAUGAAGAGGGCGCUUCAAAAUUCUGCAAUGUAUGUAGACACUAUGGAUCAUUUUGCUCAAGGCUCAGGUCUCUUGCAAGUAGAACGUGCGUUCGAUCAUUUAGUUGCCUACUCUGGUGCUCCCGAAAGAGACGUUAGAUUCUCCAUUACGUGCAGCUUAAAUAAUGCAAAAGGAAUUCAUCUUAGAGGUGGUGUUCUUGAUCGGCCAAAAGAUUGCCCAAUCACUGUUGAGCCAAUAUUUUUGGACAGCGACAAUGUUGAGCCAACUCGAAAGAUAAACUUCAACCUGAGAUUAUCCCUGGUCUCCGAUGCCUCUUGGAUACAAUUCCCAACUCAUUUAGAUCUCAUGCAUAUGCCCCGUGCUUUUGCCGUCCGAGUGGAAUCUGGUUUAUUACCUGAAGGUGUGCACGCGACAAGCAUUCGAGCCUAUGAUGUAACUUGUGUAGAGAAGGGACCAGUCUUCCAAGUCCCUGUGACCGUUGUCCAACCAAUGGCACUACCAAAGACAGCUGUUCUUCCUGAUGUUCAUUUUACAAACGUUCUUUUCAAACCUAAUACUAUUCGUAGGCAUUUCAUACUUGUGCCUGAUGAUGCCACGUGGGCUGUUCUCAGAUUGAAAGGUACGGAGAAGGAUAAAAAUGGUAGAUUUGUCAUCCAUACUGUUCAGCUAAAACCUAAAUUAGUUUGCAAGACUCUUGAAUCCAAUAAAAUGACGAAUGUUACAUCUCAGUCGGAAACGAGCCAUGGAUUUUCCGUCGAGGGAAAUAUUAUCCUGGAAGUUGUUGUCGCAAAGUAUUGGGCAAAUUUGGGUGACAUGCUAGUUGAUUAUUCAAUCGAAUUCCACGGGGUACACAUGAUAUCUGGAAACCUUACCAUGCAGGCUGGCGAUGGUAUAAAUCGCAUGGAAGUACGUACUUCUCUAAGAUAUGAAGAGAUCGUACCAGUUGUGUCUCUCAAAUCUUCUGUUCAAGUUCUCAGACCUAUCGAAUCAAAGAUAAGUCCGCUUCGAUCACGCGACGUCAUUCCCCCUGCCCGACAAAUCUACGAACUGCAAUUGUCUUACAAUUUUCAUGUUGCUAAAGCUACUGAAGUAACGCCAAAUGCAGCGUUGCUUAGUGAUUUGCUUUACGAGAGCGAAUAUGAGAGUCAGCUGUGGAUGAUAUAUGAUUGCAACAAGCAACUCCUUAGUUGUGGAGAUGCUUAUCCGUCCAAGUACACGAUGCAAAAAAUGGAAAAAGGUGACUAUACCCUAAAGAUGCAUGUCCGACACGAAAAGAAAGAAUUGUUGGAAAGGCUUUCAGACAUGACUAUAUUAUUAAACCAAAAACUCAGCUCUCCGAUUACUUUGGACGUCUUUGCCAGCCAAUCGCAGGCUAUUACUGGUGGUAAAAAAAUGAUGGCAGCUACUGUACCACCGGGACUAACACUACCUUUGUACAUAGCGCCUCUCGCGAAUGAAAGCAAAGUAUCGAAGUGUGCAACGCUUGGUACAUAUCUUCAAGGUACUUUGACCUUCUGCAAGGAUGAUAUUGGCAAAAAAGUCAAUAACCAUCAGUUCAAAUAUGUUUUAUCCGAACCUGCGAAAAAAGCUAAUGGACCUUCAACUAAGCAAGAGAAAGACAAAGUUUCAAAGUGGGAUGAGUACAACGAAGCUGCUCGGGACCUUAAAUGCAGUUGGCUAGCAAAAUUAGCUCCAUCCAUAAAACCUGGUGAACAUGCAGCUAGUUUAUAUGACGAGCUGAAGAGUGCCUUCCCAGAUCAUCUUCCUGUUCACACCGCCAUGUUAGUUUCUCUCGACUCACCAGAGGCUCGUCAUCAUGUGCCGCACGACAACCUAUCAGAUAAUGCAAUUUUCCACGCAAACCAAAUAGUUGCUGUGGCCGAUCAUGUCAUUAACUCCAUUGAUCAAGAGAAGCUUUUAGCAUACUAUGGAAUGAAAAGUGAUCAGCGACCAGACGCAGCUAAAAUCAAAACAACAAUGGAAAAACAAAAGACUGGUUUAAUCGAAGCUUUAGUAAAAAAAGGCUGUGCUUUAGGCAGGCUUUAUGUUCACAGCAUUAAAAAUGGUGAAGGCGAUGGACAGUACAAGAAUUUACUUGACAGUAUGGUGACGACAUGGAGAGAUGUGCUAAAGUUUUCAGAAGCUACAGACAGCAAGGUCAUCAUCCUUUCCUUGUGGCAUGCUCACGUUCAUAAACACUACGGCCGAUAUUUGAAACUGUUGACACGUUACUACGAAGAUAAACCAUUGAAAGAAAUAGACGAAAAAUGUAUAGAUCUGGCUAAAACGUUGGGAUGGAAUCACUGGGCUUGUCAUUUAAAUACAUUUAUACCAACACGCUAUCCUAAUUCUUACAAACCAUUUUGAUCUGCUGACAUUUCUAUGUAACGAAGAUUGCUGACACCAUGGUUGCUAUUGCGCAACUUAUCAUCCCUGAACUAUAUAUUUGAAAGAAUAGCCCACCCCAAACGAUAUACACAUCAAUAUAACAAGAAACGAAUGGCUAACAUGAAUACAGGAAGUUAAUAAUUGAAGAUUAUUAAAUGAAACAACUGGAUGUCAAGUAGUUUCAUCAUUGGAUUAUAGGGGCACUCACACGGAAACAGCAGUAUGCAACAAUUAGAAUUCAUUUAAUUUUAUUUGUUCAUUCUGAUUAUAUCAUGAGAAUUACUUAGCUAAAUAUUAUACAUAUUCUAUUUAUACAAAUUUUAAAUAAUUUUAUCGGACCAAGCACGAGAAGAAAUUCACAGACAAGCGUUUGUUUUUAUAUUUUCUUCGCGCUAGGUCAAAAUUAAAAAAAUUAAAUUUUAGUUCGAAACAACGUUCUCUUACAAAGUGGAUUUCGUCGAAUUAAGUAUAUGUCAGUUCUUUGUUUCGCCUCGUUUUUGUCCAAUCUAUUAAUACUAAACCCUAAUUACUAGAACGAAUUGAAAAAAUAUCAAUGAUUCAAAAUGCAAAUGGAAAACAAUUUUAGCCAUUUCGACAUCUUUUUGCGGCAAAUGAAAUUCGCAAAAAUGUAUUAAAAUAUAAAAAUCUCUUAACAACAAUUCGUAAGGUGAUCAUUAUAUUUGAUUAUUAAUAACAUUGUCGUUUUUAUUUUAAAGACAUCGCAAAAAUCACAAUCUAAUAUUUAUUGUAAUGCGUCUGCGUGAUAUAUUUAUACGUAUAAUAAAUAAUAAGAUGCACAAUCUACCAAGUUAUACGUAAUUACAUAAUAUUUAAAUAGGCUGCGUUCAUUUUCACUAAUUAAUAAUAACCAUUAUCGCGCGGCGUGUUGUAUUAUAAAUAUUACGCACUCGUAUGCAUGUUAUUAAAACAAUAGAGCUCAUUAUGAAGUUUAUAUUACUGAAUUGUUUAUUUUAUGCGAUACAGUUGAUUACGAAUCUGUUACAACCCGUUCCACUAUCUUCACAAUCUCUUGUCUGCAAUUUUAAAUUAGCAUUAGCUUAUCUACAUCUUGUGAUGAGCUGAGCGAAUAUUUGUUCUUAUUGCUGCAAAUGACUGAUAAAUUGAAAUAUCGAUAAUAAAACUAAUAAAUGCAAAACCA